AUGAAGUUACUGUCAGCACUACUCUCUGUGGCACUGUGUCUCCCCAGAUCCUGCCUGGGUGAAUCUUUGUUGUCACUGCGUCGUGGUCUUGCUGCUACCGGAACGAGUGAUGACAGUAGCAGUAUUCCAAAUAAUAAUCACCGCCAACUGCAGUCACCUGCCGAAUUGGCCCAGAGUUGGGUCAAUGAGCAUCCCGAUCUGGAUCUGUUAACUCCCGAACGACAGACCCAACUCUUUGCCAUGGUGGAAUUCUUCUAUUCGACGACGGGAUUGAGCUUUUGGAACAUUACCACCAACUGGUUGUCUUAUACCGUCAGCGAAUGCCAGUGGUACAAUCAAGCGGCAGAAGAUGCCUGCGAUCCCGCUUCUGGCGAAUUACUUAGUCUGGAAUUGGAAGACAAUGGAUUGGAGGGAUUCUUACCGGCAUCGUUGGCCGAUUUGUCCGUCUUGGACUCGCUGGAUGUGGAAGACAACAAUAUUGAAGGAUCCAUUCCUACACAAUUUGGAUCCAUGGCCAAUUUGGAAGAACUCGAUGUCAGUUCCAAUCUAAUGAACGGUACCAUUCCGACGGAAUUGGGAAAUUUGCCAGUCGUCCAAGAAUUGGAACUCAAAGAAAAUGCAUUUUCGGGAUUAAUUCCUUCGGAACUGGGGAAUCUAGCCACAUUGGAACUGUUGGAUCUUUCGGAAAACAUGUUGGAAGGAGCGCUGCCACCCGAAUUGGCCACGCUACCAGCUCUGGAAGUGAUUAGUGUUUAUUUCAACAAGAACCUCACAGGGACUAUUCCAGAGGGGUUCUUUGUCAUGCCCAGUUUGUUAGAACUGGAUGUGGAAUUCAAUUUCUUGGAGGGAUCCAUCCCUACCAUUAUUGGACAAAACACACGUUUGAUGGAACUCAAUUUGCAAGAUAAUUUUUUUGCCAACACCAUUCCCACGGAGUUGGGGAAUGUGAUGACACUGGAAGAAAUCAAUUUAAAAGACAACGAACUUGUGGGUCCCAUUCCUACUUUUCUGGGCAAUCUUCCCAAGUUGUUGGUCUUGGAUCUUGAGGACAAUCGAAUCACCGGUGUCAUCCCCGCCGAACUGGCCAGGGCAUCCAAUCUCCAAGAAAUUGCACUGGCCGACAAUCCCGACAUGACCGGUACCAUCCCAGAAGCAUUGGGAACAUUGGUCAAUUUGACACGCUUGGAUGUCACUGGUCUCACCAAACUCUCGGGAAGUGUCCCCGAUUCGCUCUGUGGUGUAACCACAUUUACCUGUGGACUCAUCAUUGGAGAACUCUGUGGUUGCAACACGUGUCCCUGUUCCGCGCAACAGGCAGCGGUACCGCCUUCUCCGGAACCGACCAGAGCUCCAACACGAAGUCCGACCAAACGGCCCACAAGAAAGCCCACGAGAAAACCCACGAGAAAUCCCACGAGACAACCUACGCGUCGUCCGACACGACGACCCACACCCCAACCAACUCGAUUUGAUGAUUUCUGUCGUCUCUGUCCCUUUACGUUGGAUGUGAGACGACGAGGGCGGACCCUGUGGGAAAUGGGAACCACGGGGUUUCUUACCACGUGUGGUGAAUUCAAUGAUUACUUGGCAGAAGAAGAAAGUUGUAGGGGAUACACGGGUAUCUAUCGAGGCAUCGCCAUUCCAGCCUAUUGCGGAUGCGACGGUGUCGACAAUCCAAAUGCCUGCGGACGAGGGCUGUGCCUCGAUGGGACAUCCUUGAAGGAUGGCAACGCCUUUGGAUUGACUUGCUUGGAGUGGAAUGAAUUUGCGCUGGCCACGGCCGAUCCAAAUGCCUGCGGAGACAUGUUGGAACCGCAGAGACAGGAAUGCUGUGGGUAA
Messenger RNA from Seminavis robusta, 1839 nucleotides. Lineage: Eukaryota; Bacillariophyta; Bacillariophyceae; Naviculales; Naviculaceae. The record is from the annotation of a GenBank genome assembly.